AUGUAUUUUGAUGGUGGAUAUUUCUUGGGAAUUCCUGAUUAUAUUGAAAAAUUGCAAGAAAAAGAAUAUGAUUUUGAUGAGUCAAAUUUCAGAACUCCAAUUAGAAAACCAAGAAAUCAAGAUCUAACAUACAGUGAAGCACAAUAUAAUGAAGAAUUUGGUGCUUUUCGUGGUAUGAUUGAAACAUUAUUCUCUCAUAUUGGUGAGAAAUUCAAAUUUUUCAAUCCUCAUUCAGUUGCUAAAAUGAGUGGAGAUUUGGAAAAUGUGUGGAAUUUAAAAUUUAAAAUUGCAUUUGUGUUGUUUGACAUUCAUAGAUUCGUAGAAAAAUAUAAUAUUCAAUUAUUAGAUCACCACAAGGAAUGGAUGCGUUCAGACUUUGAUUUUCCUAUAGAAAAGCCAAAAUUAUUAAGACCCUCUGUUAAUGUUGUCCGUCAAAAAGAAUAUGCAGAGGAAAAAAGAAAAGCUCAAUGUAACCUUAUUGCUAAAAUGUUGACAAUGAGUGACACUGAAUUAAUGACACUAUCAACUCGUGAAAUUCUAGAAUAUUCACAUAAUUCUAAUCCAGUACAAGUCGGUGAUGAAGGAUCAGAAAGCGGCUCGGAUAAUGAACUUCCAAGAAAUCUACAAGAAAGUGCUUCUGAUAACGAAGGAUCUGAGAGCAGUUCUGAUAAUGAAAGAUCCAAUUCGCAAGCCUCAAGAUCAAGAUCAGAAAGCGAUUCGGAUAGUGAAGGAUCAGAAAGCAGUUCUGAUAAUGAAGAAAGAUUGAUAUCACCCAGAAAGACACAAUUCCCAAGAAUAACCUCAGGCUCGGAAAGAAGUUCACAAGACUACACACCACAAAAACUUCCACAAAAAACUCCAAAAUCAACUCCACAACCAAGAACUCCACAACCAAACACCCCUAUCCAAAUCCAAAGACCGGCUCUGCAAGCAUCAUUUAAAAAAGUUCAACAGCCAACAAAGAAGAAAACAAACAAACCAAACACUUCGGAACCUUCUUUCGGUAUUGGAAAACGGCAAGCCAAACUAACAGCUGCAUUCACACUCCCACCCACUUGCUUUCUUAAGCUUAUUCAAGUACCUUUUUCGCUGAUCGGAAUGUUCUUGUGGUAA
This is a messenger RNA of Naegleria fowleri, 1113 nucleotides long. RefSeq lists its product as uncharacterized. The coding region runs from base 1 to 1113 and encodes 370 amino acids. The transcript has a single exon. The record is from RefSeq and is a predicted model, not a curated record. NCBI's taxonomy places the organism in Eukaryota, Heterolobosea, Eutetramitea, Acrasida, Naegleriidae.